UCAUUCCGUUCACCAUCAAUCAACAGAAAAAAAAUAAUCGUCUGUCACGAAGAAUUUAUUUCACUGUAAUAUUAUUUUUGUUGCAAAAUAAUAAUAGAUUAGUAAAAAAUUUCUUUGUUUCUUUAAUUCGCGUAAUUCAUACAGUAAUUGCAAACAUGUUCCAUGUUUUUCCGUAGCUGCGAAUCUAACUACUCCGUCAUCGUGUGAUUGUCUCAAGUGCUCCGUGUCUUACUUAACUUUGUGAAAACAUUUCUGUGAAUUGCGAUGUUGUGCAGAUAGUCAAUUGUUGUGUACCGCGUGUGAAAUGUCACAACAUGGAUGCCCAGAGAGACUGUCGAAUAGAUCCAAAGGUUUCCAGGAUGAUGGACCGAGUCAACCUACGAUGGAGGUUCUUGUGGAAACCCUCACGGGAACCGCGUUUGAAAUGACCGUGCUGCCCACGGACACCAUAUUUGCCAUUAAAUCGAAGAUAUUCAGGGUCGAAGGUAUCCCGGUGUCCCAGCAGCAUUUGCUAUACAAUCUCAAGGAGUUGGAGGACUCGUCGUGUCUCCGCGAGCAUGCCAUCGGGGACGGCGCGCGGCUGCGGCUGGUACUGGGCAUGCGCGGCGGGCCUAUCUCCACCCGCCGCCUGCCGCCGCCGCCCAACACCGAGCCCUGGAGGGACAUCGAACGCCUGCUCGAUACCAACAGAGAGGACGUGGAAUGGGGCAGCAGUGGAUGCAAGGUGACAGUACUAGUGUUCCGCGACGGAGAGCGCGUCAACAUGCUUCGCGUCAAGGAGAACCACGACGGGACCUACUCGCCCCUCGAACACUCGAAGCUCUAUGCAAAUUCCCCGACACUGACGCAGCUGCUGGAGCGCGAGAUCGAAGACUUCAGCCCCGUCGUGGGCAUGGCCACCGCCGCGCGCGCGCUCGGCGGCCCGCGCGCGCUGCGCGACAACGCCGUCACCAUGGGCAAGAUGCUCGACCUGCGCCGCCGCAUGGACGCGCUCUCGCUGCACCGCCCGCGCGGCCCGCGCGCGCCCGCCGCGGACACCUUCGAUAAAGUAGAAAUACAGAAGACUCGUAGCGAAGAAACUCUUUCCGUCCCUAGCUUGUUGGAAGAGACCGGCGGCGGCCUCAAGCAGCGCGCCGCGUCAUACGCACCCAUCAGUGACGCCGAGCUCGCGCCCCGCGCCCCCGCCGCGCCGCGCGCCCCUAUCGCGACGCUGCACCGCUGCCGCUGCGGCGGGAGCUACUGCGCGCCGCACCGGUACGCGGAGGUGCACGGGUGCGCGUUCGACUACCGCGCCGCCGCGCCGCGCCACGACGCGCCGCUGCACGCGCCCAAGCUGCCGCGCAUCUAGGCUCGGCCUAACCUUAAGAUAAAAAUGUUCAAAAAUCCUCCGCCAUGUGUGUGUUUGUUUUCUUUUCUAAUGAAAUCGUCGUGGAAAAAAAUUGCAAAAAAAAUAUAUGUAAUAAAUAAUUAUUCGCUCUAAAAUAUCGGCCCCGGUAACGUCGAGGUGCUUUACUUUGUGCUAGGACACGCGUACUCGUAUGGUUUCUACGCCGGGCGCUCGCCGGCUCGCCGCGGGGACGGAUCGGUUGCAGAUUGUUAUAUUUUAUUACUGACGAUGCCGAUCGCACGCCCCGGACGGAGCGCAUCUCAAGUUCCAAAUGUUAAAGUUACAGUACAAAUGACACAUAGAGAUUGUAGAAGCAAGUUUAUAUAAAUGUUAAGUAGCUCCAGUACGAGAUCGUACAAACAUUCGCCUGUCUAUUCCCCUUCCCUUGUUGUUAUGCGGGUCCUUUUGGACCCCUUGUUACACGUCUUUUGUAAAUACUUUCGUAACGUAGUACUCGUAGUACAGGAAAGUAUCUGUAUUGUAAACAAAAGACUGCGAUUGUAAAGUAAUACGAUGUUAUUAUAAUGCGCAGGCGACGCUACUCUUGUAGUGGAGUUAUACAAGCGUUGUUGUUGUCGUCCGGUGAGCACUCGGCCUAAUUUGUUGUUGUAUAAUACAUUGUAUAACACUAGAUUAAUUAAUGCUUAAAACAUAUUAAUUUUAUAUGAAUAUCAUACUCGCCUGGUCUGGGAACGUCACGGUACCUACUCGGUGUCACGCGGCUGUACGCGACUGCGCCAGACUCGCGCCGGCAUUUUGUUUGUUGCAGGAUUACGUUCAUGGCGGUCGCGAUAGUUAAAUUGUAUUAAAGUUGUUCCAAAUUAACUAAAUAAGUAAUAUGUACCAGUAGAACUAACCGACCCUAGAGUCUCGUCCCACAAUACGCCUGGAUGGCGCGUCAGGAACGUGUUUCUUGGAACAAAUGUGUUGUAUGGCCUACUGUAAAUAUUCGGGUUCUAAUAGUUUAGAACUGUAGGUAUAUUGUUUCCAUAUGUCGAGGGCCCGAGUGCCGGCGCGGCGCUCUGCCUCGAGCUCCUCGGAAUACAUAAUUAUAUUGUAAUGUUGACAGAUGAUAUAGUUUUGUACUGUUACUGACUAUGCGGUGCAACUCGUCAGUCCACUUAUUAAUCAUUAUUGUCGGCUGGGUUUGCCAAUUUUUCGUAUUUGAUUGUAUAAUUUAAGUUUAUAGUUAAUGUUUAUUUGGGAGAAAUAAUUUUGGCUGAUUUCGAUAAUAAAUAUUUAUAACGCGAAAGCGUCAAACAAUUUA
Messenger RNA from Spodoptera litura, 2654 nucleotides. RefSeq names its product AN1-type zinc finger protein 4. NCBI's taxonomy places the organism in Eukaryota, Metazoa, Arthropoda, Insecta, Lepidoptera, Noctuidae. Gene Ontology annotation, molecular function: protein binding. The record is from RefSeq and is a predicted model, not a curated record.